Messenger RNA from Durusdinium trenchii, 1091 nucleotides. Lineage: Eukaryota; Dinophyceae; Suessiales; Symbiodiniaceae. The record is from the annotation of a GenBank genome assembly.
CGGGAGCUGACUUACCAGCAAACAGUUGAUGCCGUGAACAAGGGAGUUGAGAAGUGGGAGGCCCGCUUGGGAAAGGACGACCCGAUUGUGAUUGAUGACUACCAGAAUGCCCAGUACUAUGGUGAGAUCUCCGUGGGGACUCCUGGCCAGAAGGAGAUGGUGAUUUUCGACACUGGCUCCGCAAACUUGUGGGUGCCAAACACCCGGCCGUUCUUGUCCCAAAAGAACAUCUAUGACCAUUCCAAAUCCUCGACCUACAAGAAGAAUGGCACCACCUUUGCCAUUCAGUACGGCUCUGGGCCUGUGUCUGGUGUCUUCUCCGCCGACACUGUGACAAUCGGAGACUUGCAAUUGAAGGACUACACCUUUGCUGAGGUGGACAAGACUUCGGGAUUGGGCCUGGGCUAUCGUUUGGGCAAGUUUGACGGAAUCCUUGGUUUGGGUUGGGAUUCCAUCUCAGUGGGUCAUGUGCCUACCCCCAUGAAUGCCCUGGUGAAAUCGGGACAGCUUCCAGAGCCUGUCUUCGCCUUCUACCUGGGAAACAAGCAGCCAGGUGAGUUGGUUUUUGGAGGUGUUGAUCCCAAGCACUACACCGGAAGCUUCUCCUUUGUUCCAUUGAGCUCUGAGUCCUAUUGGGAAAUCAACUUGGAUGGCGUGAAGCUUGGGUCCCAGUCGGUGUCCAGCACCAAGAGCGCCAUUGUGGAUUCAGGAACUUCUCUUUUGGCAGGUCCCAAGUCUGAGGUCUCGCAGAUUGCCGCAAAGCUUGGUGCCAAGUCGAUCUUGGGUAAGGAGUACGUGGUGGACUGCAGCGCCAAGUUGCCAGAUUUGACCUUCACCCUCGGUGGCAAGGACUACACCUUGAAGCAGGCUGAUUUGAUUUUGCAGGCUUCAGGUUCUCAGUGUGUUUUGGGUCUGACCGGCCUGGAUGUGCCACCACCUCGUGGUCCGCUUUGGAUCCUUGGUGAUGUCUUCAUGCGCAAGUACUACGUCCAGUUUGACUGGGGUCAGAAGCGUCUUGGCUUCGCCACAGCAGCACAGGCUGAGGAGAAGACUGAGAUGCAGGCAGUCCAUGUGCCUUUGACCAAGCGGGA